AAAGAAAGAAAGAAAGAAAGAAAGAAAGAAAGAAAGAAAGAAAGAAAGAAAGAGAAAAGCCUUGCUUGACUGUGUCUGAACACAGUACUUUCACGAAGAGCAGUAAACUGAAUAUCCCAAACUUAUGCUAAAAUCCAAGCAUAUCCGUUUUUUAAAGGACGGAGAAUGUUUACUUGCAGUGGAAAAUGAAAUCAAAUUUAGUGACAGGCGUUUUUAAGUACACAACAGGGUUGGAUGGCCAAAGAGAAAUAGCCUGGACACACACACACCACGUUUUAGGAUACAGAGCUAUAAGCAGUCUAGGCUUAACGCCUGCCUCUUCAUGAUUAAAAAGGAUAAUAAUAACAACAAAUUAACAAUAUAUUUCAGGAAGUCAAUACAUUACAAAUGCAGCCUCGUUACCAUACUAGAGGAAAUUAAAAAAAAAAAAAAAUGCUGCAGCUUGAGACGACGAGUCUUUUAUUUCCCUUUUUGGAUGCAUUUCAUGUGUUUUCCCAAACACUUAGGCUGAGGGACAUGCCUACCGAAACACAAAUAUGCACAGAACUCGCACACACACAUACGCACGGACAGAUAAGAUAUGUAUUAGAUUCUGACACAUACGGGGUGGGGGGAAGAGCAGGAGAGAGUGAGAGAGAGAGGGAGAGAGAGAGAGAUCCUCCUACCUGGAGCCAUAGAUUGCAAGAUACGUAGUGUUACCUGGGGAAGUCAGAACAAGUAAAAACACAUUGAACUUCAGGGCUCUAUGAGGCAGUUGAUCAAGAUCAGUGCUUGCUCAUUUUCUUCUUCAGACUGUCUGUCUUGGGUUUUUGUUUUACCGUUUUGAGCAGGUCUUUCUAUUUUCCUUCCUCUUUAGCUUUACUAUCGGAGCCGGUUUUGGUCACCAUGGCUCUGGGAAGAGCUGCUUAUCAGUACGUUGUUGAUUUUUCACAGUGGCCGGCUUUGCUUCUGGGCAGCUUCAGAAAUGUUCUCGACUAGGAUUUAAUCGACAAGAUCAAUUCGACUUUUUGUGCAGUUUUUAUGGCUCAGUCCAUUCCCUAGAUCAUGCACAGAAACUUUCGGAAGUGGAUUUUCUACGUGUUUCUAUGCUUUGGAGUCAUCUAUGUCAAACUAGGAGCUUUGUCAUCUGUGGUGGCUUUAGGAGCUAAUAUCAUCUGCAACAAAAUCCCAGGCUUGGCCCCUCGGCAGCGAGCAAUCUGCCAGAGCCGCCCUGAUGCCAUCAUUGUGAUUGGAGAAGGGGCGCAAAUGGGAAUCAAUGAGUGCCAGUACCAGUUUCGGUAUGGGAGGUGGAACUGCUCUGCGCUGGGAGAGAAAACAGUCUUUGGACAAGAGCUUCGAGUAGGAAGCAGGGAAGCUGCGUUCACCUAUGCCAUUACUGCUGCCGGGGUUGCACACGCUGUCACGGCCGCCUGCAGCCAGGGCAACCUCAGCAAUUGUGGCUGUGACCGAGAGAAACAGGGCUACUACAACCAGGAGGAGGGCUGGAAGUGGGGAGGCUGCUCUGCGGAUAUCAGAUACGGCAUUGAGUUCUCCCGGAGGUUUGUUGAUGCCCGAGAAAUCAAAAAGAAUGCACGGAGGCUGAUGAACUUGCACAACAAUGAGGCUGGAAGAAAGGUGCUUGAAGAGAGAAUGAAAUUGGAGUGCAAGUGUCAUGGAGUUUCAGGUUCCUGCACAACCAAGACUUGCUGGACCACACUUCCUAAAUUCAGAGAGAUUGGAUAUAUUUUGAAAGAGAAAUACAAUGCUGCAGUGCAAGUGGAGGUGGUACGAGCCAGCAGACUAAGACAGCCAACUUUCCUGAAGAUUAAGCAGAUCAAGAGUUACCAGAAACCAAUGGAAACAGAUUUAGUAUAUAUCGAAAAGUCACCCAACUACUGUGAGGAAGAUGCUUCCACGGGGAGCGUUGGUACCCAGGGACGACUCUGUAACCGAACCUCUCCCAACGCAGAUGGAUGUGACAUGAUGUGCUGCGGAAGAGGUUACAACACACACCAGUACACCAAGGUGUGGCAGUGUAAUUGCAAAUUCCACUGGUGCUGCUUUGUGAAGUGCAACACAUGUAGCGAGCGGACAGAGGUGUUCACCUGCAAAUAAUGGCAUCGUGCGCAAAUGAAGAGAGCAAAUUGCCACAAGUGAAGACAGUGGAGUACAACGAAUGACGACAGCAUCAUUUUGCACAUCUAAUCUUCUUUGGGAAAAAAAUAAAUCAACACAACAACCAAUCUCUCCCCACUACUUACACCUCUACGGAUGGUGCAUUUUGGCUGGCAGGAUGUUUUGACUGCUUUGGAAACAAGGGCAACAGGAUUAAGGUGAUGUUGACAACUACAUGACAACCUUUUCUCUCUCUGUCUCUCUUUUUUUUUUUUUUUUUAAACUACAAUCUGGGUGUUGUAGAGUUCUCCUAGUAAGUGUUUUAAGUUAUACAUAUCAGAGAAGCUGAUUGCAUUACAGCUCCCAUGAAAUUUUAAAGAAAAAGACACAUUCUCAUAUUUUACGACAACAAAAGCACAAAGCCCUGUGCAAAUAAAGACUUUUUUUUUUUUUAGGAAAUGAAAUCUUCACUGACUAGAACAAAGCAGUCUUGCUGCAAAAAAAAUUGCUAAGAAAGCAGGUAGAGAGAAAACUACAGCUGGUAGGGAGACAAAAUCUGUGGCGGAAGUACUCCACUAUCAGCUUGAAAAAAUAAAGUUCACAAAAUUACAUCAGUUGCCAGUGACACUGGAACUCUUUGAAUGAACAUUAAAAAUAAUUAUUUAUGUUUUUAAUAGUAUCAAAAAUUCUAAGCACUAACGGGUAGCUAUGUCUUAAUUCUGUACUAAAUGUAAACUGAUUGGAACUCUGACUUUAUGAUUUUUGUAUUUGGUUCUCCCUAAGUUCUUCAAUGCUACUGAUCUGUUGUCACUCCACUAGUAGAGAGUUCGAUUACUGUAGGCCUUAAGCAAUGACCAGAACUGAACAAAAAGAUCAUGUGAAGCUGUGGUUACAGAUGCUUGAUGAAGACUUUCCCCACUUUCCUCCUUAAUAAGAAUGACUCUUCUAGAUUCAGGCUUCAGGUGGGGAUCACCUACCCUCAGCUCCUUGUAGGGAGUUUCAGGAUAUCAAGUCAUGCUCUGACAAAAAUUAAAGAUUUGCUUUGCAGUCAAAUGCACUGGCAGGAUCUUCCAAGCAUGUCACUGCUUUUAAAGGUUAAAACAUAAUAUUAUCUUUAGUUUUUGAAAAAAGUAUGCUCAGCAUGAGCUGCGAAGUUAAUAAAAAUAUGGUAGCUGAACACUAGGUUGCUGCAACCUGUGAGCCACGGUGGCUUCAUGAGCAUAAGAAAGCUAAAAUUUGGGUUAGUCUGUGUCAUCGUUAUUUUAAGGUUGGCAAUAACAUAAGCCCAGUAAAUGCAUGAAAGUUAAGAAAAAAGUGGACUUUUUACACCACCAUUCAAUUCUAAUUUACAUACCUUUUCCCUGUGAGAGAUUUUUUUAAAAAAAUCCUCAGAUCUUUUACUACUGUAGAACCUAGUGGUUUAAACCCCAAGUGCCAGAUACUCCCAGGUACAAUACAGCACAUUUAAUCACAUUAAUUUGCUUGCAUAAGGGAUCCUUAGCUGAAUUUCAGAAAAGUUGGAUUAAAAAUUUCCUAAUGUAUGUGUAUCUGCAUUUCUAGUUUUCAUUUCAUCCUGUUACCUUUUGUGAGGGGCUGCACAGCCAUGAGGCCUCCUCACCCAAUAUGGGAGCACGUACUACACCACAUUGUGCUCUUGGUGCAAGGGGCCAGUGGAGCUGCCAUGAUGCCAGCUCCCAUGCUGAGUAUGUGGAUGAUCCAGGACUACCUCCCAAAUUUGUGGGCCCGUGUUAUCUAAGGUAGCCAGCCGCCUGGGCAUCUUGGUUUGAAUGCUCAUGAGGUCCUGCCUUUCUGACCACAACCCUUUCUUACACUCUGAAAAUCAUAUCCUUUCGAUGAGUGUUCCAAGGAUCAACCCAAACUCAAAUCACUCAUGCUUUUUUGUUGUUGCUGCUGGUUUCUAAGUGCCAACUAGAGGUUCGAACUCAGCCUUGGCAUAAAUGAGUGCAACCCCACAGAAGUAAGCAGGGGCCCCCAAAAUGCUAGAGUCAAUUGAUAUAAUUUAAAGUUCAUUAGAUUUAUGGGUAUUGUUGUUGAACAAUAGUGGUAUACUGUACUUUCACUACACUCUUGACAGGAAGCAAAUAAAGCUCCCAAGCACAGUAAUGCACAGUCUUACGGUACUAGAUACUGUAAAUAUAUUAGAAUAGUAUUUGUUAAGUACAACUGAGGAAUCCAAUUAAGUUAUAUUAUUGUAUAUCGUUUAAAUGUCUAUAGAGUAUUUUAAAUUAUUGUGAACUACACUGCGUUAAGAAAUGAAAAAAGGUUAUAUAUCAUAACACCAUCCACUCUGAAAAGUGGACCAAAAUGACUCUUUUUUUUACACACCCCUAUUUCAAAUAGCUCUGUCAGCUAUUGUAACAGUCCUACAAUUGGAUUAGCUGUCUAUAAUAUAAUGUUUCAGAGCAUCCUAUAAAAGCCUUGCUCAUGUGGGGGUGCAGCAUUCAGAAAAGUACUGUAUGGCACAAAACAGGGGAUGACCACAGUGCAUGGACUUUGAACUAUGUCUCAAGAAAAAGCGGUUUUGGUCAGAAAACACCAUCACCACUAAUACACUGAAACAUCGGAAAAAAAAAAAAAAAAAAAAAAGACAAAAAAAUAAGACAACCUUUUCACAAAGGUGUUUAUGAACAGAAGUAGGUUACACACAACUUUUCUUUUAAAAAAAUGUAGUUUGAUGUCAAAGAACUGUGACAAUAGGUGUUUGAACA
Oxyura jamaicensis (ruddy duck) is the source of this 4823-nucleotide messenger RNA. It is a transcript of the gene WNT7B, whose product is annotated as Wnt family member 7B. Gene Ontology annotation, molecular function: cytokine activity; frizzled binding. NCBI's taxonomy places the organism in Eukaryota, Metazoa, Chordata, Aves, Anseriformes, Anatidae. The transcript has 4 exons. The coding region runs from base 1045 to 2094 and encodes 349 amino acids. Gene Ontology annotation, cellular component: extracellular region. Gene Ontology annotation, biological process: positive regulation of JNK cascade; cell fate commitment; neuron differentiation. The record is from RefSeq and is a predicted model, not a curated record.